AUGGAGGGCAAUGUCUUGGCACGUCCGACCUUCUGUGGCAAGGCGACGACCUCGCUGCAGCGCUUGGCGCAGCCGUUUGUGCCGCUGCUGGAGGGCCAAACCCCGGCACCCAUCGUUGGCACCUCCACGGGCCCGGCUGCGCGGUUGGUGACGGGGAGGAGGGCGCAGUGGCGGCGUGUGUUGUCGGGUGGGGAGUGGUGGUCAGGGGUGAUUGACUUAGAGCUCCUGCUGGAACAAGAGGUCACAGGGCACAUCUUCGUCCAGGCCUUGCUGGUGCAGCUGCCACCCGCCGUUCGGCCGGUGGCAGGCGGAGAGAGCCUCAGCCGGGUGGACGAGGAGCUCUUCGAGGACUCCGUCGAGCGGCUGGGCGUGUCCGGCGGGAGCGCGGCCUUCUUCAAGCUGCGGUUGAAGUCGCAGAGCCGGCCGAUGGACUAUUUCAUUGGCAAAGACCUCAGCCAUGCAGAGGAUGAGGUCAACUUCUAUGAGGAAGCCUUGCAACUUCAGCGCCAGCGUGGUGCAGCAGGUCUGGGGCCACUGCUGGGCUAUACUCUGGAAUAUGCGGGCGUCCUCACUCACACCGAGAUCCAUCCUCGCGCGGCCGGGAGGACCGAGCUCUUGGUGAUGCGGAACCUGCGCUGCGGCGCCGUGAAGUUCCGCUUCUUGGACAUCAAGAUCGGGCAGAAGACCGCCCAGGUUGGGUGGCAGGGCAAGAGCCGCGCGGCCGCCUUGCGGCAAAGUCUGGUGGAUGGCAUCACCAAUAGCAGCUGCGAGGGCUUUCGCUUAGAGGGCUUUGAUGGGCGGCCGCCCGCGCUGGAGUCCAUGGACCCGCUGCUGGAUCUGGGCAUGUCGGGGAAUGCGAAGAUGGCGCACAAGGCCUUGCGUGUGAUGCUGCAGCGGAUGCCCGCCGUGGAGAUGCUGCUCCACUGGCUGGAUCUUCACCAGGAACCGCUCGACGUGGAAGAUCACGAACUUCCGGGCCGGCUCUGCACCACGGAGCUGGCCGAAGUGGUCGGCCAUGAGGCGGUGCGGGGGCUCUACGGCCUCGCGGUGGCCUGCCGGCGAUCGCCGGUGCCGCAGAAGUGGAUCGGAAGCUCGGUGGGUUUGGGCUUUGACGCUGGCCAUGUGCCGAAGCGAGAGCACGGAGAGGAGGAGGUGCGGAAGUCCACGGUGGUGUGUAUCUUCGAUUGGGGACGAUCGGAGCUGAACACCAUGCAAAAGCACAUGCAGCUGAGCGAAAAGGAUCAGCUGGACCGGAUCGAGUUCUGGCGUUAUUACAUGGGUGGCAUCGAUCGGCUGGCCUGGGAGGCAGCGAGGGCAUAUCACCAUCGCUUCAGCUGUCGCAAGUGGUCCUUGCUGACCUUCAAGGUCUGCGACUUCGACUCCAUGUCCGAGAAUGACUUCAUCGGUCGGCUCUCGGUGCCGGUGGAGGAGACCUCUGGAGAGGUCUGUGCGGAGUUGAGCUCCAAGGAUCGCAACCAUGUGGUUGGGGACUACUGGCGUGGGGCAGCGACCCUGACCUACUCCAUCACCUGGAGAGCUUUUCCACAGCCCUCGCGCCUGAAAGGGGCUUGGCGAGUUCACCUAAUUCGAGCCCAACAUCUCCCGCGGCAAGACAAGAUGCAGCUCAGGACCACCUCCGAUCCCAUGUGCGAGAUCACCGCCUGCGCGGAGGAUGAGCACGGGCUCUUGUGCCUGCGCCAGGUGAGUAGCGUGAAGGUCAGGCACUUGGACCCCGAGUGGGGCGAGACCUUCGAUCUACCUGUGGCCACAGAGGAGCGGAUCUCAUUGGAGAACUUGUUCCUUCCAGAGAAGAUCCCGCAGUGGAUCAAAGAUCAGCUGAUGAAUGGGAGAUCCAGCUCACGGUGGUCUUGGACGGAGUCUCACCAGGAGACCGAGGCCCUUGAGAAGGCCUUGGAUACCUGGAAGUCCCGUUUGGACUUGGCCUCUGCGACUGUGGAGGAUGCUUUUGAGGCGUGGAGCAGUGGGAAAGACUUCAAAGACUCAAAGGAGGAAAGCAAGUUAACAGUGCCCAGAGAGGAGAACAAGUGGACCGUUCGUGUCAUCGACACCGAUCGAGGCAGGGCACCCGAACCGGUCGCCAGGUUCGUGUGGUUCGUGGUUGCGCCAGGCUCCCGCGCCCUGGAAGCGGCCGUGCUGUCCGAGCUGGACGCCCGCAACUUGUGUGACGCCUGGUGUUUCAAGCGUCAUCCGUUCGGCCGAACGAACGCGGCCAUCCAACGGGUGUGUGGCGAUGACCAAGUCCCGCCCGAGUUGAGCGGGCGCUGGGUCUCGAUCGACCGACGAAGUGAGCAUCAAAGAGUGCGCAUGAUCUCCUGUCCACAUUUGCCCUUUGAAAGGCCCUCUUUCAGGCCCAGCUCUGCACCUUUUGAGGGAGCACAAGUCUCCCAGCUGGGUGCGGUGCCUGCGGUGUGGGAGACCAGGUGCUUCCGCGAAUCCGAACGGAGUCUGUGCGGUGGACGGCCCAUGAGUUGCACCAGUGGCCGGGGCACCGAGUUGGCCCACGUGGCCUCCCGCGCGCAGGACGCGUCGCCGGGACGCGUGAAGCCCCGUUUGCGUGUUGGCUGCGCCGUGGGCAUCACAGCAAGCCCGGUGCAGUUUGGGAUCGUGCACCAUGGGAGUGUUGAGCAGCUCCCUUUUCAUCUUCACUGGGUGAAGUGCCCUCCCGACGCGGAUGCUGUGCUGGCCAUGCUAGGCGCCGGGCUCCUGGAUGUGGCGAUCCUCCACACUGAGGAUGUGGUGCAUGCAGUGUCCAUGGGCAGUUCGCUGCGCAUUUGUGGCACCUACACUUCUUCGCCCCGGUGUUUUGGCCUCUACAUCCUGAACCAGAAGAAGGAUGAAGAGAGUGAAACUCUUCGAAGCCCGUGUGGCUUACUCCACAAUUCCUUGGGUUCGCAACUGGCCUUGCACAUCUUGGGGCAAGAACGAGAUUGGCGGGCCCAAGGCGACUUGUACCUGCGACAGCUCGCCAGCCUGGAUGCCGCCAAGACGGCGCUGGCCAGCGGCCGAGUGCAGGCGCUCUUAUGGGAGCGGCACAUGGCCUAUGACUGCGUCUCUUCCGGGGAAUGGGUCGAAGCCUGGCAGGCCACACUGCCGUGGUCGUCCUCCCUCUAUGUGGCCACCCGUGACUCGGCAUAUGCGAAGGCGAAGAGUAUCCAGAGCUUCAUCCAGUGGACGCGCAGCUGCUCGGAGGAGUUCCUCGAGGCUGACUCGGCCGAGGCUGCGGGGCAGCUGUUGGCCAAUAGCUACCGCCUCACCGGGCUGGCCGUGAUCGCGUGGUUGAGCUCAAUGCGCUGGUGGUGCCGCUCAGAGGUGCGGAAGGGUGAUCUCACGGACACUCUGAAGCACCUCUUGCUGGCGAACCUCAUCAAAAGUCCCAGCCAUUUGAAUCAUCCAGUGAAGAGCGUUGCAAGAAGCUUUUGUGAGCUCUUGGAGGAGGGGAAGCUGGAAUCCUAUGGCUCCCAAAGAGGCGGCCACUUGGAAGAGGAGGGAUGGGUGCCCCUGGACACAUUUACAUCAGGAUCGGCUAAUCGGCUAUUUGACAUGGCCAGAGGAUAUCCCCUGCAACAGAAUGGACUUCAUGAGUACAUCAUAGAACGGAGAUCAAUGGCAAGAGAUGAGAGCUGAUUCUCAGUUGAAUGGAGGUUCUUUAUGGCUCAUCCCCGGAGCUAGGGAUGACACUCAGUCACUCGAUGAUCUCGAUUUUGCUGGAGAGUGCUCACUCACCGGACCUGUUUUUCAGUGGCCACGGUCUCCUUUCUGGACCCCCCCAAACGGGCCUCCCUCCUUGUCCCUCCACUUCGUCCCUGUUGUCGUUUUCUGGUCCUUUUCGACUCCUCUUCAC
Durusdinium trenchii is the source of this 3862-nucleotide messenger RNA. NCBI's taxonomy places the organism in Eukaryota, Dinophyceae, Suessiales, Symbiodiniaceae. The record is from the annotation of a GenBank genome assembly.